This is a messenger RNA of Helicoverpa armigera (cotton bollworm), 5344 nucleotides long. Its product is annotated as E3 ubiquitin-protein ligase UHRF1. Gene Ontology annotation, molecular function: protein binding; metal ion binding; ubiquitin protein ligase activity. Gene Ontology annotation, biological process: protein ubiquitination; negative regulation of gene expression via chromosomal CpG island methylation. NCBI's taxonomy places the organism in Eukaryota, Metazoa, Arthropoda, Insecta, Lepidoptera, Noctuidae. The transcript has 16 exons. The record is from RefSeq and is a predicted model, not a curated record. The coding region runs from base 153 to 2720 and encodes 855 amino acids.
CAGCCCGACCGUAAAACCCCGGUUUUCGCGCCAUUUUUACCCGUUGUAGGUCUACAAGUCAUUUAUUUUUGAACCUCCGCCGUAUUUCAACCUGUGAAAUAGCGUGUUUGUAAUACCAUGCUCUAAUAUUAUAGUAAUUAAAUUAUUCCAAAAUGCACGUACGAAUACGCAUAUUUGGUAAACCAGACACCAUCGUAGUUGUUGAGUCGAAGUUGACAAAGAUUGAUCAGUUUCGGCGAGUUAUAAAGGAUAAGUUUGGUGUUCAACCGAAAUUGCAGAGAUUGUUCUAUGGUGGUAAACUGCUGGAAAAUGGAUACACAUUCCACGACUAUAACAUCAAGCUCAACGAUGUCAUUCAGCUCAUGGUUCGAGCGCAGCCCGAGGACAGUCCCAAGGAGAAGAAAUCACCUAAAACUGAAGACAGCAAACAAACUGAGCAGUCCAGUGAGAAGCCUGAAGAGUAUCAAGAUGCAAGUAGCACAUUAUAUAAAGUUGGAGACCUCAUAGACGUGAGAGAUCGAGAAACAGGGGCUUGGUUUGAAGGCAAAAUAAGUAAAAUAGUUUAUGACCUUACUGUACCACACAUCCCAGAUGCAAAGGAUAAGUCCACCAGUGACACAGAACUAGUUACAAGUCCUGAUCAGAGUUUUGACACUGAGAAUGAUGUAGAAAACAAACCACCAAAUGAUACCACAAAUGGUGACAGUUUUCCAAAUAACAAAAGUAAAGGAAUAGCACGUUAUUUUAGUAGAACACCCAAAGCAGCGCCAAAAAAACAAACUGACAAGGGAGUUAGCAAAAGUGAGCACCAUAAAGAUUUAGAUUCACGGCUGCUCUAUAAAGUGCAGAUGGACACUGAUGAAUCAGAUUCGAAGAUCUAUUGUAAAUUAAAAGAAAUAAGGCCUAGAUCAAGAGUGGAAAUAGACAUUAAUAAUCUCCAAGAAGGACAGACUGUCCUGAUCAACCACAAUACUGAGGAACCACUGGAACUAGGAUAUUGGUAUGACUUCAAAGUAGCCAACAUAAAGAAAGUGCGAUCAACAUAUGAGUUGAAGGGAACGCUUUAUCUGGGAGCUGAUGCAAUACCAAAUGACACUUCAGUUAGAGUGCUUGACAAGAUAUAUGCCAUUGAAGAGGUUGUCCCACUAGCAAAACGGUCUGAUGAUUACAAUAAAAUGAUGGUUACACCCCCAGGAAAAAGAUCAGCACCUUUGAAUUGUUUGACUUGUCGUGACGAUGAAGACACUCCUUGCAAAGAUUGUGGCUGUUAUCUAUGUGCUGGGAAGGAGUUUCCUGACAAAAUGCUUUUAUGUGAUGAAUGUAACAACGGCUACCACAUGAUUUGUCUUGACCCACCCCUCACGGAAUUGCCCGAAGGAGACUGGUACUGUCCAUCCUGUAAGAGGGAUCCUAAUGACGUCAUCGCACCUGGAGCUGCCAAGCAAACUAAGAAGGUUUCCAAAACAAAACGUGAUUGGGGCAGAGGAAUGGCUUGUAUUGGAAGGACAAAGAAUUGCGCCAUGCCGGCCAACCACUUCGGUCCGAUCCCUGGCAUUGAAGUAGGCAUGUGCUGGAGAUUUAGGAUACAGUUGUCAGAGACGGGAGUCCAUCGACCAUCUGUAUCAGGAAUCCACGGGCGUGACGUGGAAGGCGCGUACAGUCUCGUAUUAUCAGGUGGCUAUGAGGACGAUGUGGAUCACGGCUAUGAAUUUACAUACACGGGCAGUGGAGGUCGUGACCUGUCCGGCAACAAACGCACCGCCGGCCAAUCCUUCGACCAGACACUCACUAGAGAAAACAGAGCGCUAGCUCGUAACUGCGCCGUGAAGCAAAUAAGUGAGGAAGGUGGCGACGCGGGCGACAAUUGGCGAAGCGGCAAACCGGUCCGCGUCGUGCGCUCUUUCAAAAUGUUGAAGCAUUUCCCCAAGUAUGCACCCAAGGAAGGCAAUCGGUAUGACGGAAUAUACAAAGUGGUGAAAUACUACCCAGAGAAAGGUCUAUCUGGUUACCGUGUAUGGAAGUAUUUGUUAAGACGAGACGACCCCAGUCCCGCUCCUUGGGAACCCGGUGUUAAGGAGUUUCCUAUCAUAUAUCCCGAUGGCUACUUAGAAGCAGAAGCUGAAAAGCAAGCCCUGAAGAAGAAUAAAAGUAAAAACGGUAUAGGUACCAAGAAUGGUGGUAAGGGCCGUAAGAAACGUGCGCUGAGAGAAAGCGACCAAACCACCGACUCUGAUAGCGAAGGCCCGCCGCAGCCAAAGAAAGGAAAGACCUCGAAACAAACACCAAAAACCAAAGCCGCCGAAAAUCCAAAGACUAAAAUCACUAGCACACCCGCCAAAAACUCCGACGAGGAGCCACCUCGUAAACCUGAGAGCUGUUUGAGCGAAGACGAAAUGGCUGCCAUCAAGGCUGACGCGCUUAAUAGCAAGCUUUGGAACGAAUGUCUCAUUGUGUGCAAGGCUAGGGGCAAGAAGGAAUUUGUCGAGUACGUGACUCAGGUAUUCCUGUGCAUCAUUUGUCAAGAAGUUGCCGUUAGUCCUGUUACUACGCCGUGCUUGCACAACUUCUGUAUGGCUUGUAUAAAGCUGGCUUUCAAAUCAAUCGGUGGUCAGUGUCCAUAUUGCAGACACGACCUUGCGAAGUACGAAAUAGAGCCGAAUGAACUGUUGAAGACCGCCCUACAAACCAUCAUGGCUGGAUACGAUGCUGGCAAGAAAUAGACUGAUAUUAUAAUAAUUAAUAACAUGUUGUAUCGCAAAUAUACUUGCAUAGAUCGGAAGGCAAUUACGGGUUCAAAAUGUAAUUAAAAAACUAUACUGUAAUUAAAUUAAUUUAACACAUCUUGUUUGAGACACUUCCUAAACAUAUUAGUGACAGCCUGGAUGCUGAUGACAAAUUCAAGGUGUAUACGAGCUCUGAGCUCUUAGAGCUAUAGUUACGUUUAUUGUGUUUCCAUCGCUUCUAAUUAAUUAAUAUAAAUAAAGACAGACUUAAAAUAAGUCGCAGUUAUUCGCAGUCGCAGUUCUGUAUUUAUAAUAGUCAGCAUUUGGCGUAUUUCACGUGUUUUAACACUCCUUUUUUUUCUUAUUAGAUAAUAAGAAAAAAAGGGUAAGAAGGAACGACAAAGACUAGACGUGUCUGUUUUCCAAUAUUCACAAUAAGUUUUUUAACUAAAUACUUGAUUGAUCUAGAAAGAAAGAAAAUACAUUUUAUUGCGCAAUAAAAGACGCAUACACAAAAAAUAUAUAAAAUUAGACAUAAAAAUAAAUAAUAACUAGAAGUGAAAAAUAUGCGUCUUGAUCUGAUAUUGUUAGUGUUUUAUUAAGUGACUAGCCGUUUGCCCGCGGUUUUACCCGCGUCCCGUGAUAACUAAUGCCCGUACCGGGAUAGAAAUGUAGCUUUCGAAUGGUGAAAGAAUUUUUGAAAACGGUCCAAUAGUUUUUGAGCUUAUUCUAUACAACCAAACAAAGAAACAAACAAAGUUUUCCUCUUUAUAAUAUUAGUAUAGAUUAUGAACAGAUUUCACAAUAAAAUACACUAAACAAAUAAAGCGUUAGAAAUAUGUAUUUUUAAAAGUACUCGUAAAUUGAUUUUGAGGUGAUUGUUGAUUGAUGAUUAUUAUUGAUUGAAUUAUUUUUAUGUUUUUAUAUAAAUCUAUUUGAUGUGAUAUGAUAAGAUGCUCUUUCGAAGUUUACUCGCUAUUUUUAGUUGAUUUACCAUCCGCACUUUGUGCCCUCCAUUUCCAAUAUGUAGCUAAGACUUCACUAAGUUAACAUUCGAUAUGAGGGCGUGGCCUAAUAUGGUGGUAGUAAUAUACCUCAAAGCAAUUUUAAUUAUUAUUUUAUUAAAAAAAAAAUUAAGGAUGCCUGAUGAUUACCUAAAAAUACACAUUUAAAUGUAUCCUUAUUUUCUGAUUUUGGAGUUCUUUAAUGCAUUACCAUGUGCCUUUUUAGACUUGUAUGCCGUUUGGGUAAACAUGUGUAUUAUAAAAAGCACUGCAGAGACUUAUCAUCUUAUAGCGUUGGAAUUAGCGUUAAAAUUAAAACAGACCUCAUAUUUUUUUCUUCAAAUGAAGUCUUCAAACCCACAAAAAAUUCGUCACCGAUUAUCGGCGCAGGCGUGCAGCCUUAUUCAAACUUCUGGUAGUCGCUGGCUUUUAGCCUAAUAAAUUUUAAACAAAAUAGUUAUACGUACUCGCUUUGAUAUUGUGCUCUAUUUUAUCUUAGUAAUUAGACCUUAGUUAAAUAAACAGGUACUUAUAAGUUCUUGCUACCUCAAAUUAUACUUUUUGUCUAUAAGAUUUAUGUGCAAAAUCAGUUUAAAUACUGCUAAUUUACCUACAAGUAAAUCAUUCGUAGAUCUUAGACAUGUAAACCAAUAACGAUGAGGCUUGUGAGUCGAUUUUUGGACGGCUUUGUAAACCAGAAGUACUGACUUAAGAAUUUCGCGGUAUUAUAUGAUCGUCCGCCUUCCUCUGUGUACCGUGUAUUCUCUCUUGUCAUUAAGGUGUCUUAAGCACCAUUGCCUGUAGUGCUUUUUGCAAUCUAUGAUAGCGUUUAAACAACGGAAUAGAUUUAAGCAUUUUUAUUUAAUUAUCUACUAUGUUGAGAUGUCAGCAAGACGUGGCUUAUUAUAAUGUUCCAUGUUUAUUACGAUUUUUAUAGUACAAAGUAAUAUAGCUUUUUUAGUUAUUUUUUCCGUUAGGUUUAUUUUAAGAUUUAUUAUCUUAUAAUUUCUUGGCUCUAAGAUUAGGUUAUGGAAUCGAAUUAAGCCUUCAUUAAAAUGUGUUAAUGUACCUUGAUUUUGAUUGUAUUCAAUUAGCGUUGGAAUGUAAAAUUAAAUAAUUGAAAUUGUUUGAGUUUGCGCAGAUUGAUCGCAGUGAAAUCCCAAUGACAACAAUAUGUAUUAAUUAUGGUCAACUACAUACAACUAUCAAUUUUUAUAGCAAAAUAAAGUGGAAUAUAAACAAUUUUGGUCGCCGUAUACUCGACAUGCUUCUACGGACGAAGUCGAGGCAAGCGAGUUUUUUGAAUAACCAUUAACAAGAACUGAUAACGUGUGCUAUUAACUUUAGAUUAUUAAUCUUAAAAAAAUAUAUUAAGUAUUUAAAUAACAUUCCUUAUCUAAUAAUUUACUGUCAUCAAAAUGGUUUAACUUUGAUUAUGUAACAUGCCAGAUGAUGUCAACCGAGACAUGCAUCAUUGCAUGUCUGUUGGUCUGGUAAAUCAUACAGAAAUAUUUAUAACACUUCUAGAUUUUUUAAUUUGCGUUCAAUUUUUUUUUGUUUGAGUAAUCCUCCGGAAAAUUAUGUUGAUUUUUUUUAUUAAUAAACUUUAGAAUUUUA